Molecule: messenger RNA, 1270 nt
Organism: Eutrema salsugineum
Lineage: Eukaryota; Viridiplantae; Streptophyta; Magnoliopsida; Brassicales; Brassicaceae
Product: probable zinc transporter 10
Exons: 3
Coding region: 1-1134 (377 amino acids)
Biological process (GO): zinc ion transmembrane transport
Cellular component (GO): plasma membrane
Molecular function (GO): zinc ion transmembrane transporter activity
Source: RefSeq, a predicted model, not a curated record
AUGACUAAAUCUCCUCUCAUUUUCUCUGCCGCCGUCACCGUCCUCCUCCUCCUCUCCUUAUCCCACUUCCCCGGAGCUCUCUCUCAAUCUUCAAAAGAUUGCAAACCCGAGUCCGACAACGCAUGCACGGACAAAAACAAAGCAUUAGAUCUCAAACUCAUAGCAAUCUUCACAAUCCUCAUCACAAGCCUUAUCGGCGUUUGCCUCCCGUUCUUUGCCCGUUCCGUUUCCGCUUUCCAGCCCGACAAAUCUCUUUUCCUCAUCAUCAAAUCCUUCGCCUCCGGAAUCAUACUCUCCACUGGUUUCAUGCAUGUCUUGCCUGAUUCUUUCGACAUGCUUUCAUCUCCUUGUCUUGACGAUAACCCCUGGCACAAGUUUCCUUUCACUGGCUUUGUCGCCAUGAUCUCUGCUGUUUUCACACUCAUGGUUGACUCUAUCACUACCAGUGUUUUCACCAGGUCGGGCAGGAAGGACAUGCGUGCCCGAGUUCCAGCUGACACUGCAGAGGUGGUGUCUGCUGAGACUCCUGACCAAGAGACUGGACACGUGCAAAUUCACGCGUCCCAUCAUGGUCAUGGUCAUGGUCAUGGUCAUGGUCUUAAUCACAAUCUUCAUGGAGAUAAUGAAAAGGAGCUUGGUUCUUAUUUACAGCUUCUGCGAUAUCGUGUUAUUGCGAUCGUAUUGGAGCUAGGAAUAGUGGUGCACUCGAUCGUUAUAGGACUAUCAGUAGGAGCCACUAACAACACUUGCACCAUCAAAGGUCUCAUUGCUGCUCUUUGUUUCCACCAAAUGUUUGAAGGCAUGGGUCUCGGUGGCUGCAUCCUCCAGGCAGAGUAUGGGUGGGUGAAAAAAGCAGUGAUGGCUUUCUUUUUCGCGGUGACCACUCCUUUUGGAGUGGCUUUAGGGAUGGCAUUGUCUAAAACUUACAAAGAGAAUAGCCCUGACUCACUCAUAACGGUUGGGCUACUCAACGCUUCCUCGGCUGGACUACUCAUCUACAUGGCUCUUGUCGACCUUUUGGCCGCUGAUUUUAUGGGCCAGAAGAUGCAACGGAGCAUCAAGCUUCAAUUAAAGUCUUACGCUGCCGUUCUUCUUGGUGCCGGUGGCAUGGCCGUCAUGGCUAAGUGGGCUUGAUCUACAUCAUAAUAUUGGACACAUUAUCUUAUAUGUAGUUUAAUGUAAAUAAAUACGCCCAAGUUAUGUGAUCAGUGAUCAAUUUCUAAAAAAAAUUGUUAACUCAUGAUGGAGAUUAAAUAGAUGAUAUCUUCCC